AUGAAUUCUGAGGAACAAUUUGAAGAAAGACUACUGAAUGGGUAAAAUGUACAUACAGUUUCUGAAAGGUUAAUUUAGGUUCCUAAAUACAAAAGUUCAUAUGAUGUGGGAUCCCUAGAAUUGGAAUUUGAUUUUGCUAGAAAGUAAAAAUUAGUUGCUAAGAAAAACAACAGUGUAUUAAGAUCAGAAAGAUGA
Molecule: messenger RNA, 195 nt
Organism: Paramecium tetraurelia
Lineage: Eukaryota; Ciliophora; Oligohymenophorea; Peniculida; Parameciidae
Exons: 1
Source: RefSeq, a predicted model, not a curated record